Messenger RNA from Bursaphelenchus okinawaensis, 3868 nucleotides. NCBI's taxonomy places the organism in Eukaryota, Metazoa, Nematoda, Chromadorea, Rhabditida, Aphelenchoididae. The record is from the annotation of a GenBank genome assembly.
AUGGACCUUCUUUACAAGAAAAUGUCUUUCGAUGUAAGUUCGUUUGAUGCAGUAAAUAUAGUUUAAUAGUUUUUUAUUAUUUUGUAUUUAAAAACUUUGAAAAGGCUUAUAACGUUUACAAGUAUUUUAAAUGUUUCAAAUAUAUUAUACGGAACCAAAAUAGCGGGCACUUUUCAGUUGAAAAAUAAAUGAAGUGUCCCGAUACUUUUGGUUCAACCUAGUUUUUUUUAGAAAACAGUAAAAAACAUAAAUUGAUACAUAUUUUAUAAGACUAUAACUACUAAAUUUUUAGUUUUGGCCCCGUAUGCUACAAUACACAACAUAUAUGGAAGACGUUUGUAGUUUUGCACAAGUCAGCAAAUAUUUUUACCGGCUGACUAAAACGGAUUUUCAACAAUUGUGUUACAGAAAUAUAAUUUAUCGACUUGAUGGCAAAACGUGGGCUACAGCGUUUGCAAAGUAAGUGAUACAAUCAAUACCCCAAAACAAAGUGAGUGCAGUGUAACUCCUGUAUAACAAACUCAUUCGUAACAAAAUCCUCUUAUAACGAACAAAUUUUAUAUCCUCAUACGAUUAGUUAUGCGGGAGUUCCAUUGUACCUUUAAAAAGUUAUGGACGGUAGAACUCUUGUAUAACGAAUCGCACGGAGGUGUAAAAACAACUCGUUGUAUAGGAUUUUUGUCAUAUUAGGUUGAAUCAACAGGACGACUUUCAUUAAAAUUUUUUCAAUUGAAAAGCGUCCCGCUACUUUUGGUUCAAUCUAACAUAUCUGGUUCGUUCGAUAUCUUUAUGUACUAAAAACCUUGAAAACUAAUACUAAUCAGUUUAAAAACAGAGAAUACCUCUAACAUGUUAACUAAGCCACAGGCCGCUUAUUGACAACUUUUUUCAUCAGUUAUUCUUUCAGUACUCCAAGUCGUCGACUAGAUGAAACGAUUGAUACAAUACCACAUGUAAGACUUUUGGAACAAUCGAUUUGUUGUCCUCACACCGGCACAAUAGCAGUGCUUUUAGAGAAGAACCAUGUUUUGUUAACCAACAUCGACUUUGCAAAGAAAGUUUUUGAACUCCUCGACUUUCAACACCUCACAGGCAACAUAACGAACGUUCAGCUUAUCAACAAAUCGACAAAACUUAUAAUCGGCACAACGGACUCUUGUGUUGUUUUCGAUUUAAUCAACAAAACUACAGUAAAAGUCUACCCUGUAUCUUGUUAUGAUGUUUACGAUGGUUCCACGUUGCACCACUAUAAGAAUGGUAUCUUAGUAGAUCUGUACAAUCAAAAAGAAUACAAAGUUGAACCUUCCAGAAUGGUAGGAUUACCUACGAUUAAAAGUGUCGAUUCCUACGGUUACAGUAAACACAUUGGGUAUAUGGAUGUUAUAGGAAAUUUUGUAGUAAUUAACAAUAAAACGGGCAAGAAGCAAACCUUAGAUAUCAAUAACUGGGACUACGGCGAUAAAAUAUCCAUUUUAGACAACGUUGAUCAACUUAUAGUAAAUGGUAUGUUAAUCUUCAAAACGUUAAUUUACAAAAACUUUCUUAUUUAAACCAAACUAUUAGUUGCGAAAAAAUUACCUCUUACUUCAAGUACAAAGGUAUCUAACAGUGCGAACGGCCAAUUUACUAAAUUGCUGAAGGUCUUAUGCUUACAUGUAGGGGUGAGAAACGGGCCGUGUAGGCCCGGCCCAAAGGUUAGGCCCGGCCCGCGGGCCGGGCUUGAAAAAUUGGGCCCGGGCCCGAAAAAAAAUUUUUUUUUUAAAUUUUUUAAAUAUUUUAUUUCAAUCCCCGUUGAUAGGGGUGAGAAACGGGCCGGGCCCAAGUUUUUUUACGAAUGAGCAACGUUCGUCGUCGUAAAUUUUAAAAUAAUCAGUUCCUGUAAAUGUUAAUUUAACUUACAAAUAAAGUGUCCGACCUGCCCCGCUCUGAUUGACUUUAAACUUUGUAUCUAGAAAGAUCAUGUAAGUAGGGGUGAGAAAAGGUCGGGGCCGGGCCCAUUUUUUUAGGCCCGGCCCAGGCCCGGGGCCCAACGUUUAGGUCCGGCCCGGUUUCAAUUUUCUCUCAGGCCGGCCCGGCCCGGUCAGAAAGUUUCUAGGCCCGGCCCGGCCCGUUUUAAAAAAUUUUAAAACUUAAAAAAUAAACUUUGAUUUUAUUGGGUACUAUGAUCCAUAAAUGAUCUGAAAGAACAAUGUAAAGCCAAAUUUCCGUUUAUUUUUUAAGUUUUGAAAUUUUUUAAAACGGGCCGGGCUUAGAAAUUUUCUGACCGGGCCGGCCAGGGAGAAAAAUGAAAACGGGCCGGGCCUAGACGUUGGGCCCCGAGCCUGGGCCGGGCCUAAAAAAUGGGCCCGGCCCGGACCUUUUCUCACCCCUACUUACAUGAUCUUUCUAGAUACAAAGUUUAAAGUCAAUCAGAGCGGGGCAGGUCGGACACUUUAUUUGUAAGUUAAAUUAACAUUUACAGGAACUGAUUAUUUUAAAAUUUACGACGACGAACGUUGCUCAUUCGUAAAAAAACGUUUGAAUGGAACCAACUGGUCAACCAGCCCAUACGUUACAUUGAUUGGAUUGAAAUACUUUCAAACAGAUAUCUUCGUAAGUACACCUGCUUUUUACAUUCACAGAACGUGAUUUAUGUUCCAGUUGUUUAUUUUAUGCUUGUAUUAUAAUUAGAUUAGAAAAAAUUUGUCAAAAAAUAUCAUUUUUAGAACUUUAAAGCUAUAUCUUUUAAGCAUGUAAGAAUAUUGAGCAUACUGUCACUCGCUAGCCGAGUCUAGUUAGCAGUUUUUGAAAACAGUUUAACUUUUUAUGCUCCUUCAUCCUAUAUGAAAAUUCUGUUUUUUGGCUGCAAAAAAAAGAUAUUCCAAGUUUUAAAAGAUGGCGCGGGGCCAACUUUAUGUGCAAAACUUAAAUUUUCAACUUCAGUUUCUUCGACGGAAUCAAAAAACACAAGGCAUGGACAUUGUAAAACAAAUGCUAAGCUCGCAAAUUCUCACCAACGGAUUUUUCGUUGAUACGCUUCCUUUCGUUACAACGUACUACCUUAGCGGCAAGUGCGGCAGAAAGACUUUGGUACAUUUAGACUGGUCGACAGGUAAGCCCGGCUCCUGGUUUUUAGACAAUAUUAUCAGAAAUCAAGUAUUUAUACAAUGCCUUGGUUGAAACAAAAGCAGCGGUACACGUUUCAUUUGUUUUUCAACUAAAAAUUGUCCCGAUACUUGUGGUUCAACCUAUUAUCGAAACAACCAAAAUGUGUGUAAUUUGGGUGUAAAAUGCUGAUUUUUAAAAAUUCAUAAUGACCGUAAUUUGCACUUUUAAAACUCAAAAUUUUCCAUAAAAAAUGUACAAGUCUGUUCUACCACUGUGCCAAAUUUGGCAUUUUUAGGAUGCAUAGUUGCAAAGUCAUGAAUUAUUUCUAGCGACCAAAUUUCUCGGAACACCCUGUAAAAUUUAAAAAAAUUGUUAUUUUUAUUUUCAGGCAAGCUUGUCUCGAAGAAAUUUUACUGGCCAGAUUUUGGUAUGAAGAGAUUUAACUUUCUCAAAUUUUGCUCCAUUCCAGUAAAUGGAACAAGCAUAGUAGGCACGGAAUUCGGCGUUCGAAUGCAAUUCGAACAGAUAAUCGACCAAGUAACGAACAGUGAAUUGAAAAAUUUGGCUUUUCAACCCAAAACUUUUCAUGGUAAUACAUUUUGUGUGUUUUGCACUUUAUUUUAUAAUGGUUCUUUAAAUUUCAAUUGAAAAUAAAUGAAACUACCAUAAAGUUAUGUGUGCUUAGUUUUACAAGUUACAAGGAAAAUGCCGACCUGCCUCGCUCUGAUUGACUUCAAACGUUUUGUGUCGAAAGAUCAUGUAAAUUUAAGAUCUUCAGUAA